ACACACUCAGGGGAUGUGGUAUAAAAGUAGCUGCAGGUUGUUUCUGUCUCUUUGCUGUACAACGACAACACACUUACCAGUUUCACAGUUGGACGUCCCUCCGGUGAGCAGGACUUCCUGUAGUUUCUGCUAUUGUCCUGCAGAGGGCAGCGUGGAGCUGUAGUUCUCUCACCCAAUGAGAAGUCUCCUUGGUGAGGUUGUGCUGCUUGAACUCAUCUGUUGACCUUCAGACACACUCUGACCUCUGACCCCUGAAGGAGCCAUGAGCCACCAUCAGAACUCUCUUGAUGACACCGGUUUGUCUGCAUCUCUGUCUCCUCUUCCUUUUCUACGGCGCCAUAGUGAUGAUGAAGAAGAAGAGGAGGUGGACCUGAACAAGGUCUUCGAUAUUCAGGGUUUUCAGCAGAUCCUUUGUCCUUCAGCUUGCAGCCCACCGGAGAAAAAUAGAGUCUACAAUGAGCAGGAUUUUGAGGAUCACCGGGUCUUCUCCCGCCACGUCCAUCAACCUCUGUCCAAACCGCCCGCUGACAGCAGGAGGAAGAGGACCACCGAGGGGAGGAUGGAGGGCCGGAGAGGCUCCACCGCGGCCACCAUAGUAGAAGACCGGGAGGAAGGAGAGGUUAAGUCCCACGGUCCAAUUGGAGAGGAGCGAUCAGCUCCUGCCCCCAGUGACACUGUCUCACCCAAUGACAUCACGCCGAGAAGUGCCGCUGACAGCGCCGACGAGGCGGAAAUGCUGAUGUGCGUCGACCUGGAUGAUAACAAGAGUCACCGAUUGGCCGAUGUCCCGACAGCGAGGUGUCACCUGGUGAAGCGGAGCUCCAGAGGGCCGAUCGUCCAAGUCACCAAAGAUCAGAUCAGCUGCCAAGAACCGUCCCACCAGCAACCAGACCGAACACCUCAUGAGGUGUUCGUGGAGCUGAAGGAGCUGGUGAUCGACGGGAACCAGGAGCUUCAGUGGAGGGAGACGGCUCAGUGGAUCGAGUUCGAGGAGGAGGUGGAGGAGGAGACGGAGCGCUGGGGGAGGCCCCACGUCACCUCGCUGUCCUUCCGCUCGCUGCUGGAGCUACGAAAAACCAUCUCCCACGGGACGGUGCUUCUGGAUUUGAAGCAGAAGACUCUGCCGGGGAUCGCUGAGCAGAUGGUGGAGCAGAUGGUGAUCUGCGAUCAGAUAAAAGCUGAAGACCGAGCCAACGUCCUCCAAGCUUUGCUGCUCAGACACAGUCAUCCCAGUGAUGAGAGAGAUCACAACUUGUUCAGCAAGUACAUCUCUGCAGCCAACAUGGCCACAUUGAUGGACAGACACAGUCGCCAAUCAGAGCCCACCAUGACUCUGAAAAAUCACAGAGAGGCUGACGGGGAAAGGUGCACGAUGGAUGCCUCGCUUAUCAGCGCCUCCAAAUCCAAACAUGAAGUGAAGCUGAUGGAGAAUUUCCCAGAAAGAGCUGAAGCCACAGUUGUCCUCGUUGGCAGCGUGGGCUUCCUGGAGCAGCCCUCAAUGGCAUUCGUCCGACUACAGGAGGCGGUGCUGCUGGACUCCAUCCUGGAGGUUCCGGUUCCUGUUAGGUUCCUCAUCCUUCUGCUGGGCCCGCCUACGGCCAACAUCGACUACCAUCAGAUUGGACGCUCCAUCUCCACACUUAUGUCUGACAAGCUCUUCCACGAGGCGGCGUACCAGGCUGACAACCGCCAGGACUUGCUGACGGCAGUCAACCGCUUCCUGGACUCCAGCGUUGUCCUCCCUCCCUCCAACGUCAACGGCAAUGAGGUCAUCCACUCGGCCGCCCGCUUCGAACGGGAAAUGCUCCAAAAGAGGGAGGAGCAGAGCGGCCAGCUGCAGGAGAAGCAGAGUGUCGCUCAGCAGGACAAAGGCUUCCUUGUUCCUUUAAAACCUGGCGAGGAACCCCUAAGAAGGUCGGGCCGUCUCUUUGGAGGUCUGAUCAGAGACGUGACCCGGCGCUACCCUCAGUACCUCAGCGACCUCCGGGAUGCUCUGAACCCUCAGUGCAUGGCUGCCGUCAUCUUCAUCUACUUUGCUGCCCUGUCUCCUGCCAUCACCUUCGGGGGACUCCUGGGGGAGAAAACCGAGGGUCUGAUCGGCGUGUCGGAGCUCAUUGUAGCCACGUCUCUGCAGGGCAUCGUAUUCAGCGUGCUGGGCGCUCAGCCACUGCUGGUAAUUGGCUUCUCUGGACCCCUGCUGGUCUUCGAGGAGGCCUUCUACAUGUUUUGUAGAGACAACGGGAUUGAGUAUCUGACAGGUCGGGUCUGGAUUGGUUUCUGGCUGGUGCUCAUUGUCCUCCUCACCGUGGCCUUCGAGGGGAGCAUCCUGGUUCGCUUCGUCUCUCGCUUCACCCAAGAGAUCUUCUCCUUUCUCAUCUCCCUCAUCUUUAUCUACGAGACCUUUGCAAAACUGGUCAAGAUAUUUCAGGACCAUCCUCUCCAAAACUGUUUCCAUGGAAACCACACAAUGUCUCCAUCUCCGUGCAACUUCACAACGUCUGGUGCGAACACCGGGAAGGUUAUUGGGGAACCAAACACAGCUCUGCUGUCCUUCGUUCUCAUGGCGGGAACCUACUUCAUCGCCUUCUACCUACGCAAGUUCAAGAACAGCUCUUUUUUUCCUGGGAAGCUCCGUAGGAGCAUUGGAGACUUUGGCGUCCCCAUCGCUAUCCUGAUCAUGGUGCUGGUGGACUACAGCGUGGAGGACACCUACACCCAGAAACUGAACGUGCCAAGUGGGUUCUCAGUGUCCAGUCCAGAGAAGCGUGGUUGGUUGAUCUCUCCUCUGGGGUCAGAUGGGCAGUUUCCUGUUUGGAUGAUGGCCGCCAGCAUCCUGCCGGCCAUCCUCGUCUUCAUCCUCAUCUUCAUGGAGUCCCAGAUCACAGCGCUGAUUGUCAGUAAGAAGGAACGGAUGCUGAUGAAGGGAACUGGUUUUCACCUGGACCUCCUCAUCAUUGUGGUGGUGGGCGGAGUCUCGGCGUUGUUUGGUCUGCCCUGGUUGUCGGCUGCCACAGUUCGCUCCGUCACCCACACCAACGCCCUUACAGUCCUGACCAAAGCCGUGGCUCCCGGAGACAAGCCCCGCAUCCAGGAGGUCAAGGAGCAGCGGGUGACAGGCUUCCUGGUUGCUGUCUUAGUGGGCCUGUCCAUUGUGAUCGGGGAGGUUCUACGUCAGAUCCCUCUCGCAGUUCUGUUCGGGAUCUUCCUCUACAUGGGUGUGAUGUCUCUGAACGGGAUCCAGCUCACCGAACGACUUGUCCUGCUGCUGAUGCCCCCAAAGUAUCACCCAGACAACAACUACGUUCGUAAGGUACGGACAAUGAGGAUGCACCUGUUCACUGUUGUCCAGCUGACAUGUCUUUCCCUUCUGUGGGUCGUCAUGGCGACAGCGGCGGCGCUGGCCUUCCCCUUCAUGCUGCUGCUGACCAUCCCGGUGAGGAUGCUGCUGCUCCCCCGCCUCUUCAACCGCAGAGAGCUGCAGAGUCUGGACGCUGAUGAUGCUGAGCCUCACCUGGAGGAGAAGGAGGGACAGGACGAGUACUCACAGCUGCAGAUGCCCGUGUGACCUAACGGCGCCUCCUGAUUGGUUGAUCCACCUCUUUCAUUAGCAUAAAUGAGAUGUAUCCUGUAGCGGAGCAAGGGGACUGAACACUUGUUUUUAUCAUUCUGACUUGGUGUUGUUACUCUGCUUAAUGUUUUAAAGAUCUCAUUAACUGGAUGAAUCUCUGUUUCUAUUGUGG
This is a messenger RNA of Gasterosteus aculeatus aculeatus (three-spined stickleback), 3740 nucleotides long. It is a transcript of the gene slc4a2a, whose product is annotated as solute carrier family 4 member 2a. Gene Ontology annotation, molecular function: monoatomic anion transmembrane transporter activity; solute:inorganic anion antiporter activity. Gene Ontology annotation, cellular component: apical plasma membrane; basolateral plasma membrane; plasma membrane. Lineage: Eukaryota; Metazoa; Chordata; Actinopteri; Perciformes; Gasterosteidae. Gene Ontology annotation, biological process: monoatomic anion transport; transmembrane transport; bicarbonate transport. The record is from RefSeq and is a predicted model, not a curated record.